This is a messenger RNA of Prunus armeniaca (apricot), 1470 nucleotides long. NCBI's taxonomy places the organism in Eukaryota, Viridiplantae, Streptophyta, Magnoliopsida, Rosales, Rosaceae. The record is from the annotation of a GenBank genome assembly.
AUGAGGCAGAUAAUGGCAGCAUUUCAUCAUGUUCUUUGCUUCCUAUCACUUAGCUUCUUGCUUGCUUGUGUUAAUGCCGCCGGGAAACCAAAUGGUUUGACCAUGGAACUUGUCCACGUUGACUCGCCGGCAUCGCCUCUCUAUCCUGGCAACAUUUCUUAUGAAGAAGAAAUUCAAAGACUCGUACACCGAUCCAAUGCCCGAGCUCAAUACCUACGCACCUUGGCAUCUGUUUCCCUCAACAACCAUAACAAUAUGUCACAAACUAUAAACCCUCUUGAUAUUCGUCCGAAACUCGAAUUUUAUCCUUUUGGCUCUUACCUUGUACAAGUUGGCAUCGGGACUUUUGAUGCACCUUUCCCGGCAAGGCCGUUCAAAACACUCUACUUGUACAUUGACACUGGAAGCAGCCUCUUAUGGGUGCUGUGUGAGGAUUGUAAAAAGCCUGGAAACCAAUGCUUUCAAACCAGGGAACCCCCUUUCCCUAACAGCCAGUCCAAAUCUUAUAUCCCUCUCUGUUGCAAUCAGCACCCCUUUUGCAAGCCAAACGAAUGCGUCGGUCCUUACUGCUCCCAGCACAUUGAGUACGCGGGCGGCCACGUUGUCAAUUCCAUUCUUUCAGGCAUGAUCAUUUAUUCUAAAAAAAUUGAAAAUUUCAACUUGUUGUCAAGCAGUGGGCAGCCGCAGCCGGUUCCAGGCGUAGUGUUUGGUUGUGCUUAUGACACCAGAAGAAUGGAUUUUGGUAGGCAGGAAGACUUCAAGGUUUCCGGACUAUUGGGUUUGGGAUAUGCUCCCAGUUCCUUUCCAGUGCAACAAAACUAUCUUACUGGUGGAGUAUUCUCACACUGCCUAACACGCCGAAGAGAUGUUCAAACAUUUCUCAGAUUUGGUAGAGACAUCCCCACACCACCAGGCGGUCUGCGUGUCACGAGAUUAGUGCUUUUCAAAGAAGUACCAUUAUACUACGUGAAUCUGUUGGGCAUAAGUGUGCAUGGACAGAAGCUUCUCAUAGAUCCGUUGGUGUUUGCUAUACGAAAUCAGGGCACAGCAGGAGGGUGUAUCAUGGACAAUGGUUCCUCAUUUACUUUUCUCAUCACGCCUGCUUUUCAGGCUCUGGUUCAGUUUCUGGAGAUGUAUUUUAUGCGCUAUCCUAGCUUAUUUAAGUCUCCUGGUCCUCGUUCACCCUCGUUUGAACUUUGCUAUAAAUGGUCGACGCCGCCGCCAGUAGAGGUGCAGCUGCCAACAUUGACAUUUCACUUUGAAAAUGCUGACCUUGAGGUAAAGCCGCCGGAGGCAUUCAUAACGGCGAAGAUUGAUGCGCAGGGGAAUGAGGCUUUGUGUUUGGCGUUCCUGCGAGACGAUGAGCGUACUCUCUUUGGAUCAUUCCAGCAAUCGAAUUACAGAUUCAUAUAUGACCUUAACAGGUGGCAGUUGAAGUUUGCUCCUGAGGAUUGUGCUAAGAAUUCUUAA